This is a messenger RNA of Aspergillus affinis, 720 nucleotides long. RefSeq lists its product as uncharacterized. The transcript has a single exon. The coding region runs from base 1 to 720 and encodes 239 amino acids. The record is from RefSeq and is a predicted model, not a curated record. NCBI's taxonomy places the organism in Eukaryota, Fungi, Ascomycota, Eurotiomycetes, Eurotiales, Aspergillaceae.
AUGAAGCUCGCAACUACAAUUCCUCUAACUAUCCUCUCCGCAAUCACGCUCCUCCCAUCCACCUCAGCAUGGAGAUUCACUUGGCGCGAUGACGAGGGUAACCAGUGGACUGAGUCCGGCAAGGGCCCGCACACAUGCACUAAGAUCCAGCAUGCCGAGGGAGAGACGUUCGCUUGGAAUAAUCAAGGGAAUGACAAUAUCGGCAUCUAUCUAUACUCCUCGUCAGGUUGCUCGGGGAGCCUUGCCGGAUGGUCAUCGAAUAUCUGGGAGAAGGAGUCUUCAAGAGACCUUCUUAGUUUUAAGGUGGCGAAUGAAGGUGCUACGACGACGGCCGAUGUUACGACCACAGAAUCUCUCACUGGUUCUGCCGAUUCUACGGAUACGGUUAUGGCUACGGCUACGACUUUGAUUAGCGGUGGUGCUUCCAAUUCGACUGUGUCAGGGUCUUCGAGUGCGGUGGAAACGAAGACGAAGACGAGUGUACCGACUUCGAGCUCGCCUGCCUCAAAAAAUUCAGCUUCGGGCUCUACUGCGGAAAACUCAGGAUCGAGUACAACUGCGACAGGGGCGUCGGGGUCGAGUGUCCCGUCUUCCACUGCCUCUGCGACAGACGGAGCUUCGACGGACGAGUCUUCUGCAGCUUCACUUUCUAAACACAAUUCCGCCAUGGCCGUUGCAGGGUUGGCCAUCGGUAUCGCGACUUUUGAAUGGCUUGUUUAG